ACUCCACAAAUUCUCAUGGCGUCUUCCAAAUCCAAACAAUCAUUUCUUCCUCCCCAUUUCCUUCUCUUCCCUGUUAUGGCUCAAGGCCAUCAAAUCCCCAUGGCCGAGCUCGCCAAGCUCUUAUCUCAAAAUGGUGUAAAAAUCACUCUCAUUACAACCCCACAAAACGCAACUCGAAUCCAACCCCUUCUCUCUCAAUCUCCUCUUAUUCAAAUUAUCCAAAUCCCAUUCCCAGCUCAUCAACAAAACCUUCUCCAAAACUCCGAAAAUUUCGAUUCUUUACCUUCGCUUCACUUAGUCCCUCAAUUCUUAACCGCAACUUCCUUCCUCUGUUCCGAAACAGAGCAUUUGUUUCCUCAACUCUCUCCGAAACCAUGUUGUAUUAUCUCAGACAUGGCCUUGCCUUGGACUAUUCAAAUCGCUCAUAAGUUUAAUGUUCCUAGGCUUGUUUUCUAUAGCUUGUCUGCUUUCUAUCUUCUGUUUAUGGCAAAUUUACGAGAUACCGAUUUUGGGGAGAAAAUCAUGGCUGCUUCUGAUUCUGAGCUAAUAUCUAUCCCUAAUUUUCCUGAUCCGAUUCAAGUUACCAAGUCUCAACUUAUCUUUACUUUGGAUCCUGUGUUCUUGGAGUGGGGGAAUCAAAUGGCUAAAGCUGAUAGUGCUUCUUAUGGUUUUAUUAUGAAUUCAUUCGAUGGGUUAGAGCCUACAUACCUCGAGGAGUUGAAGAAGGCAAUAGGAUCAGACAAAGUUUGGUGUAUUGGGCCAGUUUCACUAUGCAACAAAGACACAAAAGACAAAGCAAGAAGAGGGAACAAAGCCGCCAUUGACGAACAAGAAUGCAUGGAGUGGCUAGACAGGCAAGAGCCAGAGUCAGUAAUAUACGCCGCACUAGGCAGUAUAUGCAACGUAACAGCACCGCAAAUCAUAGAGCUGGGGCUAGCUCUAGAGGCAUCCAACAAGCCAUUUAUUUGGGUCAUAAGACAAACCAAGUCAACAGAAAAGGAAGUAGAAAAUUGGUUGGCGGAGACAGAGUUUGAACAGAGGAUCAAAGAUAGAGGCCUUGUGGUCCGUGGUUGGGCUCCACAAGUGUUGAUAUUAUCACAUCCAGCUGUUGGCGGCUUCGUCACGCAUUGCGGUUGGAACUCGACCAUUGAAGGGAUAUCGUCGGGAGUGCCGAUGGUGACUUGGCCACUGUUCGCGGACCAAAUGUUCAACGAGAAGAUGAUAGUUGAAGUGUUGAGAAUUGGAGUGAGUGUGGGAGUGGAGAAGUGUUUAAGGUGGGGAGUUGAGGAGGAAAUUGGAGUGCAAGUGAAGAAGGAAGGCAUUAGAGAUGCAAUUGAGAAGGUGAUGAGUGGAGAAGGGGAGGAGAUGAGAAGAAGAGUGAGGGAAUUAGCUGCAAUAGCAAAGGCUGCCAUGGAAGAAGGAGGUUCUUCUCAUCUCAAUUUGAAGCUGUUGAUUGAAGAGAUUAUGCAUCAGGCAGAUUCUGUGCAGCCCCAAAAAACUUUUUAAAUUCAGUCUCCAACCACAAUGUUGCUGAAGCGUUAAAAUUCAUUCUAUCACUCGACUCAGCUUUCCAUUUUUUUAUGUAUUCAACAAUCUGAGUUGAUCAAUAACAUCUUCAGGAUUCUGUUUUGCA
Cucumis melo (muskmelon) is the source of this 1633-nucleotide messenger RNA. Its product is annotated as UDP-glycosyltransferase 73C3-like. The record is from RefSeq and is a predicted model, not a curated record. Gene Ontology annotation, molecular function: UDP-glycosyltransferase activity. The transcript is spliced from 2 exons. NCBI's taxonomy places the organism in Eukaryota, Viridiplantae, Streptophyta, Magnoliopsida, Cucurbitales, Cucurbitaceae. The coding region runs from base 16 to 1506 and encodes 496 amino acids.